This is a messenger RNA of Arabidopsis lyrata subsp. lyrata, 1568 nucleotides long. RefSeq lists its product as uncharacterized. The transcript has a single exon. NCBI's taxonomy places the organism in Eukaryota, Viridiplantae, Streptophyta, Magnoliopsida, Brassicales, Brassicaceae. Bases 122 to 1192 code for a protein of 356 amino acids. The record is from RefSeq and is a predicted model, not a curated record.
UCGAGAAAUUUUUGGUUCUACUGACCGCAUAAUAUUCUUCAACUAGGGUUUGUUUAUUUAUUUCUUAAUCUAAUCUAAAUCUCUUGCAGCUUUUGCAUUUCGGUAAAAACAUCUCUUACGCAUGUCUCUGGUUCUCAACCAGCCCUUGAAGCUACUAUGCUUUCGGAGGAAACCUGUACUGGUAAGAUCCUCUCUGAUGCAAACCCCUCCUUGUUCAAUCGUCGGCGUUCAACCUUGUGGAGCUGAUCAUCUCGGGAGACUCGAUGUUAUGAUGAUGUCUCGACGCACUUGCUUGGAAAAGAAGGUGCCUCUAGAGUUGGUGCACAGUGAUCCCAUGGUAACGAUCGGGUCAUCCCAUGGUUGGGUAGCUACUUUGAAGGACGACGGUAUAUUGCGUCUCCAAGAUGAUUUAAACCCGGCUGCAUCGGAUAUGAACCCUAAACGCAUUCCCUUGCCUCCUCUUGUAACUCUGCCCCAUUGCCAAACUCAAAUCGUCACCAAUGUGUCAAUGUCUUCAUCUUCUCCCGAGGAUGAGGACUGUGUCGUGGCUGUCAAGUUCUUAGGACCUCAGCUCAGCUUUUGCAGACCGGCUCAACGUAAACCCGAGUGGAUCAACGUCAGAAUCGCAAACCCCUGUUUCUACUCCUCCCGUGUCAUGUAUUCGGAGAAAGAUGACAUGUUUCGCAUUCCCGGAUCUGGAGGCCAUCUCAUUGGAUCAUGGGAUCUCGGUACACACAUGCACACACCCAAGAUUCAGAAGCUGCGAUUUAAAAAGUUUCCCAAUCUUGCAAAGACCACACGGAAGCUUCUGGAUUCUUGCUGUACAAGCGAGCACUUGGUGGAAUCACGAUCCACUGGUGGUGAAAUGUUCUUGGUUAAGUGGUACAAGAGAACCUCUGAGAUCGUCAAUGGUGUUGCGAAAAUGGGAACCGAAGCUUUAAUGGUGUUCAAGCUUGACGAACAAGGAAACGCGGUUUACACCCAAGACAUUGGAGAUCUCUGCAUGUACCUCUCAAAAUCUGAACCUUUUUGUGUCCCUGCUAGUUCCUUUCCAGGUCUCCCCUCUAACCAGGUUAUAAUCUAUGAUUUCGACGAAGCAGGAUUUUUCUUUCUGGAUAAUUUACGCUUCAUUGGUGGUAAUUCUACAUUUAGGGCUCCUUUCCAUAUUCCACCUCCAAAUAUGAACAACUAGCACGUUACAUAGUUUGGAAUUUUCUUUCUUGUUUCAAUUAUUCAAAGAUCAGAUUAAUAUGUUUUUUUUUAAUAAUAAAUUCUUUGUGAGAUUGAUAUGCAUAUCUCAUCAGUACUCUUUCAUGCACUUGUGUUUAAGCAGCAAUCAUUCAUAUGUGUGUGCCUUUCAAAAUCGUUUUGUUGCUUUCGAGUAAGUUACUUGAGAUCAGGGGAUAUGAACUGUAUUAUUUCACAAUGUUAUAUUUUUAGUUUGAAUCCUCCACCAAUUGUUUUUGUUAUUUUUGAGUGUUUAAACUUUGUAUAUUGAGUGACUCAACCCUUAGCUUGGGAGACUCUCUGACUGCUUCAGUGUCUUUCAAGUAUUCUCAGAUCUCAAA